CUUGUGUGGACGCGUCGGGAUAAAUCCGGAUUUUCCUGUUCCAGCCUCGUGCCAGGAUGGGGCUGGACGGAGCCUACAAGCAGCUCGACCCUCUGGAGCACCGUGAGGCGCCGGCCCCCAAGCGCCCCCACGGUGCCGCGCUCUUCGCCAUCCUCUCCAUCCUCUUCCUCCUCACCUUCCUCGUCCUCUUGCACCUGCGGCUCCGCGGCGACGCCGGCAGCGCCUGCGACGACUCCUGCAGGAUCGUGCUGGUGGAGAGCAUUCCAGAGGGAAUGACCUUGGCAACGUCCAACCCGUCGACGUUCGAGGCGUGGCUGGAGCUGCUGACCGCGGCCACCCGCAGCGUGGACAUCGCCUCCUUCUACUGGACACUGACCAACGAGGACACCCGGACGCACGAGCCGAGCGCGGCGCAGGGCGAGCGGAUCCUGGCGGAGCUGCUGCGGCUGCCCCGGCGCGGCGUGGCCGUGCGCGUGGCGGUCAGCGCGCCCUCGGCCAAGGCGCCGCUGGACGAUUUGGAGGCUCUGGAGCGUAGCGGUGCGGCCGUGCGCGCCGUGGAUUUGCCGCGUCUCACCGGCGGCGUCCUGCACACCAAGUUUUGGUUGGUGGAUGGUGUUCAUCUCUACGUGGGGAGCGCCAACAUGGACUGGAGGUCCUUGACGCAGGUGAAGGAGCUCGGCGUCGCCAUCUACAACUGCAGCUGCUUGGCCAAGGAUUUGGCCAAAAUCUUCGAGGCCUACUGGGCUCUGGGCGUUCCCGACGCGUCCAUCCCGGCGCCGUGGCCGGAUAAUUACUCCACCGCCAUCAACUUGGAGACACCGAUGGAGCUGGAGCUCAACGACACCGCGGCCGCCGUCUACUUUUCGAGCUCCCCGCCGCCGCUCUGCGCCGCCGGCCGCACUCGGGACCUGGACGCCCUCCUGGCGGUCAUCGACGGCGCCGAGGUUUUCGUGGACGUGGCGGUGAUGAGUUACCUGGCCAGCACCGAGUUCUCGCGGCCGGAGCGGUUCUGGCCGGCCAUCGAUGACCGGCUGCGCCGCGCCGUGGUGGAGCGCGGUGUGAGGGUGCGGGUGAUGGCGGGCUGUUGGAGGCACAGCCGCGCCGCCAUGUUCCCCUUCCUCAGGUCGCUGGCCGCUGUCGGUGACAACCGGACGCGCUACGAUGUGGAGGUGCGCCUGUUCCUGGUGCCAUCCAGCACCGCCCAGAGCCGCAUCCCCUUCGCCCGCGUCAACCACAACAAAUUCAUGGUGACGGACAAGGCGGCGUACGUGGGAACCUCCAACUGGUCCGGGGACUACUUCGAGCGCACGGCGGGCUCGGCGCUCGUGGUGGCCCAGCCCGGGGCCGGCUCGGGGACGUUCCGGGAGCGGCUCCAGGCCGUGUUCGAGCGGGACUGGAGCUCCCGGUUCAGCGUGGACAUCGCGGACACCGAGAGCUGGGGCAGCCGCUGCGGGCCCCGGUAGCACCGCGGGGAUCCCACGGGCCGGGGGGGGACGACCGUGUUUUGUUUUUCUGGUUUUUUGGUUUUUUUUUUUUUUUUUUUUUUUUUUUUUUUGUGUUUUUUUUCUUUUUGGGAAAAUAAACCGAGAGAAAUUGGGUUUUGUGGAUGUUGCGGUGUUGUGGUUGAGGGGGUUUGUGAUUAUUGGAUUUCCCAAACCCCUCCCUGGACUCCCAAACUCCUCCCUGAUCCCCCAACCCCAUUCCUGGAUCUCCACAGCUCCUUUCUGGAUCCACCCA
Cinclus cinclus is the source of this 1737-nucleotide messenger RNA. It is a transcript of the gene PLD3, whose product is annotated as phospholipase D family member 3. NCBI's taxonomy places the organism in Eukaryota, Metazoa, Chordata, Aves, Passeriformes, Cinclidae. Gene Ontology annotation, molecular function: catalytic activity. The record is from RefSeq and is a predicted model, not a curated record. Bases 57 to 1463 code for a protein of 468 amino acids. The transcript is spliced from 10 exons.